UUUAUAAUAGUAAACAAAGUACAAAUAAUUACAAUUUAAGGUGAAAUGGAAAUUUCCAGAAGUAAACUCGACUCAAAUUUUUUGAAGAUUCUCUCCAUAAGAGAUUAUCAUGGUAAUGAUAUCGAGCAGAAGGCUUUGGAACUAUAUCAACAUCUAUCCAAAGUUUCAAAAAGUGACGAAAAAUAUGUAUAUAUUUAUCUAAGGAUAACAUGUCCUUAUAACAAUUCGAAUCGGGAUAAUACCGGUGUGAAAUUGCCCAGAAAUUUCAAAAUUAUUCUGCUGUCAUCUUUGAGGCAUUUAAAAUUUAAAGACAAAAAUUUUCCAAUUAAAUCUUUGGUUCAUGUGAUCGUAAAGGAUCUACUGAGCACCAUCGAUUAUCUGGAUUUCAGAUCUCUCUAUCUUCUCAAAGUAUUAGACCAGUUUGUUCUGAAAAAAUUGGAUUGGACUGGCGAGAUCCAUACUUUAUUAUUGAACGCUUUGUAUGAAGUAUGCUAUGCAUCACCAUUGGCCACUCUGAAAAAUUCAGCAGUUUCUGUUAUCCAUAAAAUGGAAUUGAAGACGGGGAAUGGGCUGAAAAUUUUCAAUCCAUUGAGAAACAUGGGAAUUCUAACGAAUUAUGAUGAAACUAAAAUCCAGUUGGAACAAAUAAAAACACAUAGUAUUCAUUCGAAUCUCCAAGAGUACAUGGAGUUUAUACACAAAUAUUUUCAUUUCAAUGUGUAUAAUAAAUCUGCCGGUAUUCUUUAUAGGGCUGUUAUAUCUAGAUACAAUAUGAAUGACUUUAAAACUUACAUUUGGCCCUUUUGGUCUGAAUCUUUCCAGAAGCAUGGCGAUUCAAGGGAAUUUCACCAGAGUUUCUUGAAAUAUUGGAUACCUUUUUCGGUACAAGAGUAUAAAGCAGAUCUCUACCUAUAUUUAAGGGAUCAAAAUAUUCCUCAGGAAUUAUUGGUGGAAAUAUUAUUUGAACUGAGGCGAAAGAGACAUGUUUCAAUCAAAGAUUUAUCUGAGGGUGCAUAUUAUGAAGAUUUCAUUGGAUUCAUGGAGAAUUAUGAGACAAACGAUAGGGCCUUUGAAAUUCUAUGCACUUUCCCGUCGCUGAAUGAGGAGGUUACCCCCCAGUUUUUGGAUAUAUUUAAGGAUUACAUCUUGGGAAGUAAAGUUCAGAAUUGCGUUGUGGAAAAAAAUAUUUUCCAGUUCAUAGCCCAUAUCUUCAUUUCUGAACAUAUAAACAUUCAAAAAAGUUCGCAAAAUAUGAAUUAUAACGAUUUCAUAGGAGAAUUAAGGGAUUUCAUCAUCAAUAGUUUUUCCUGUCGGGAGAAAAACCUUGAUUUUUCCCUGAAACUAUGUAAAAUUUUCACUUGUAUGAAGUUGCCGUGUCAAGAUUUAAAAAUGAAGUAUGAAGUACCGAAGAAAUAUCAUUAUGGGUCUGGAGAAAACAGAUAUCUUUUACAACUACAAGAAAAUGGUAUCCUUGAUCUCUUCACGGAAAAAAAUAGAUUUAUAACUGAUGAACUGGUGAAGAUAUUCAAUGAAGGGGCCACGUCUGACGAAACGACCAUGUGGCUAUUGAAAAACGCUUUCGACAACUUUGAAAUCGUAGAUUUGAAUCCAACAAUGACUGAACAAGGUUUAGACCACGUUUCGUUGCAUAACCUGGAGAAAUACAUCAACUGCCAAAAGUUGAGCCUGCAUAAAACAGCUAAAGAGAGAGAUAAGACGCAGCUUCUCCUAUCGUUCAAUAUGAUCGAACACCAGAUUAUUAUAACCUUAUUGAAUGUAAAAAUUUGCAAUGAUACAACCACCGAGAUAUUCGACAUUCUCAAAAUAUUGAGCGUACUCAUUGUCGCUAACCAGAUGGGAAUAACCGAUGAGUGUCAAUCGUCCACGGUGACGAGCAUGCUGGAUUUCAUGGUUGGUACGGUGGAAGGAAACAGACAUGAGGGUUUAACCCCCAAAACCAAGAAGGUUCUGGAGCAUCUUUUCUGUAAAAUAUUAGACGUCUUGCAUCUCUCCCCGUCAACCCUCAAAACUCACAGCGAGACGAUUCUGAAGAAACUGGUGAUUUUGAUAGAAAGGAGCAAUAUGAGGAAAUUGGUCACUGAAGUCUUAAAUUUGGUCCCAGUCAUCUCGGAAAUGAUGGCAACCUUCAACAGUAAAUCCCAAAAAGCCUUGUAUAAAUUCUACAAAGAACUGUUGAACGCCAUUGUUUCUCCAGCGAAUUUGAACCAUUUACAGAAGAGUAGAAUGAGGAAACACCCGAGGCUUAGGUCUCUCCUCCACGCAGUUUGCAAGGGAUCGGGAGCGAAGCAAAGAGAAUUCGUCGUGGAGGCUGUGAUGAAAAUGACGUGGAAAUUGAGGCAGCAUAACCUGGAUCCUACAGUCCACACCGUCCUUUUGGAGUGUUUGGAAAUGAUGAUGGUCGAACCAAAUUUUCAUAAUUAUACAGCAGGUUAUUUGGAGGAGGCUAUAAAGUUGAGUUUGGGCUCUUUUCUCUCUGACAGUUGGUGUGUAAAGAACGCAGUGAUACAGCUCACCCAUGCUGUGAUAACUAGAAUCUUUGGUGUCCAACAGACCGAUAAUAUUCGUCUGAGAUCCUUCCAAGAGUUCUGCAUACUCUUCCCUACGCUUUCCGAUCUAUUUUACGAUGUCCUAUCUUCGCCAUCUUUGGACGAUCGGGCCAUAAUAGUCUUACAGUAUUUGUCGGCCUCCGAAGUGGUCGUUUACGAUCAUUCCAACCAGGAAGUUAGGAAAAAAAUCGACAAGUUCUUGAUUUUACUGGAACAGUUAUUGGUAUCCAAAGAAAACUACAUAGUAAAAUUCGUGCCUCUUUCUAUCGUGAAUUUAUGCGUGGAUACCCAAUAUCCUCACUAUAUGAACAAAGUGUUCGAUUUCCUCGCUGCCAAUUUGCACGAAAAACCCAGCAAUGUGAUAGUGAACCAUCUCGUUUUAUUCAAGGAGUUCGUCAGGAGAAUAAACGAUAAUUAUUUCUUCCUGAAACCGAUGAAGAUCGACGCCGACGCUUCGAUCGUGAACGUCGUCGACAAGAUGAACGACCUUUUGGAACACCAAGAUCUCCAGUACUUAGAUCUGCAAAAUAUCAGGACUUUCGUGCUGGACCAACAUUCGACAAACUGUCGCGAUGUUGUGAGUUCGGAUGCGACGUUGAAACGUUGGAAAUUUCACAACUUGAUUCGUAAUUUUCCGUACGGUUUGAUCUCGAAGAAUUUCUGUAAACUCUUCGAUAUUUUAUGUGAGAAUGAGGGGUUGAAUUUCCUUUUGGAAUUUUACCUGGAUCGGUGCGUCGCUCAUGCGGUCGAAUCCAGGGAUUUCGACCUGAUUCAGAAAGUUUCCGUUAGGGUUACAAGUGAGAUGUUGAGCCCGAGGAUCGGGAAGGAUAGAAGGCUGUAUAGGGUUCUCUUAGAGUCGGUUUUGAGGCUCAAGGAAUACGUUGAUGAAAUAAAAUUAGAUGUCGGUAUUCCGGAUGAUAUGGAAGAAAUGAAUUUCUAUAAAGCUGCUGUGAUCCAGAUGAUUUUAUCGAGGAAAAACUGCGAUAAUAAAGCUUCCUUGUGUAAAAAAUCGUUUGUUAAACUUACACAAUUCGGUGAAAUAGAUAAUUUCGAGUUGAAAUUUCUUCCGAUAAUAUCGAUUUUUGUAUAUAAGAAUAUAGAAUUUUUAGAUAAGUAUUUGUUCUUAAAAUUCUUAUUGUAUAUAGUGUUGACCGACUGCGAUGAGCCGGAUUUUUACGAAUUUUUGACGAAGUUGUGUAAAAAAUCGGUUAACGAGGAUAAUUGUGUCUAUAAUUUGCUAACGUACCAGUUUCUAUUCGAUUUUUUUCAAGACAAUAACGUCGUCCACAAAUUUUGGAAGGACGCCCUGAGAUUGAUGGAAAAAUUCGAAGCUAAAGCGAAGUUCCCCACUUUUUAUACGGACACAUAUCACAGUUUGCAAAUACACAAGGAUGUUGUAAAUAAAAUGAUGUCGAAAUUCUGAAA
Messenger RNA from Coccinella septempunctata (seven-spotted ladybird), 3992 nucleotides. RefSeq lists its product as uncharacterized. Bases 46 to 3990 code for a protein of 1314 amino acids. The transcript has 5 exons. The record is from RefSeq and is a predicted model, not a curated record. NCBI's taxonomy places the organism in Eukaryota, Metazoa, Arthropoda, Insecta, Coleoptera, Coccinellidae.